CGCCUCAAUUUAAAUAAUACCCUCAACUCUCCUGUUGCAAGUCUCGCUGAAUUAAUACUCCUCAAACGUUGCCACUUCACCAUGCCUACCACUAUGUACUUCGUGCGCCACGCGCAAGGGUUCCACAAUCUCACAGCGGCAAACCACUCCAUGCCCGACCCCCUCCUCACAAAGCACGGAGAAUCCCAAUGCGCCGCCCUCGCCGCCUCCUUCCCCCACACCGAGCGCAUCACACACCUCGUCGCCUCCCCCCUGCGCCGCACCAUCCUCACAGCCCUCCUCUCCUUCCCGUCGCUAGUCGAGCCCCCCAAGUCCCUCAAAAUCCUCGCCCUCCCAGAACUGCAAGAGACGAGCGAUGCACCCUGUGACACUGGCAGCGCGCCCGAGGUCCUCGAGCACUACUUCGGCCUCGGGCAAUGGGCUGGGAAAAUUGACCUCUCGCGCGUGGAGGAGGGGUGGAACGUCAAGGGUCCCUCGAGUCCGUGGAGUCCUGCGCCGGAGAAGGUCGAAGCGCGGGCGGCUGUAUCGCGGCGCUUUUUGCAGGAGCUAGGGCAGGAGUAUGAGGAGCGAACGGGGCAGGAGGCCCAUAUCGCGGUUGUGACGCACGGGGGGGUUUUGCACUUUAUAACAGAGGAUUGGACGGGAUUUCACAAGGUGAAGGGGACGGGGUGGGAGAAUACCGAGUGGCGCUCUUAUGUGUUUGGGGAGGGGGAGAAGCAAGAGACUCUCGUGGAGACGGGGGAGAGUUCUAAGAGGCGGGCUGGGAGCAAGAUUCCGUUGACGGCGGAUGAGGAGAGGGAGUUGAAUGCGAGUAUUGGUGGGCUGAAAAACUGAGGUUUCUGGGAUAUGAUAUUGGGAGUGUGAUAGUGGCAGUGUCGGCGCUUUUGAGCAAUUGUGUUUUCUGCGAUGAAUAGAUAACACCAUAGACAGGCUCUGGGAUAGAACAAUAGAACAAUAGUC
Messenger RNA from Pseudogymnoascus destructans, 960 nucleotides. RefSeq lists its product as uncharacterized. Gene Ontology annotation, molecular function: phosphatase activity. The record is from RefSeq and is a predicted model, not a curated record. The transcript has 2 exons. The coding region runs from base 82 to 834 and encodes 250 amino acids. Lineage: Eukaryota; Fungi; Ascomycota; Leotiomycetes; Thelebolales; Thelebolaceae. Gene Ontology annotation, cellular component: cytoplasm.